UAAAAGAUGACCCAUUGUAGACAUGUUUUUUUGUCAUUUCUUAAUUACAUGCAAGACUUAAGAUAAGGCUAUCUUAUCAACCAUUGUACAUGCCCUUACUCACCGAGGCCCGACCCGAGGAAAGCGGAUCGAGUCCGCGCGAGACAACAUGUGACGAAUAUACAGGAGGAAGGUUCGUCGCACGGACGGCGGCCCGUCGGGUCUACGAAAACACGCACGCGCGCGAUUAAGCAAAACACCGCAUACGGGUUCUGUGUGGCCGAGGUGGCGUGGUUGGUGGUGGCUUGGUGACUUGGAAGUGUAUAGGGUUGGUGGAGCGCGAGAUUGGUGACUUGGAAGUUUUGUAAAACAUCCGUAAACGACUGUACGCCUAGGAUUAUUGCUCUCAUCACCUUCAUGUUCCUCCACUUUGCUGCCGACAUGAUGCAUUUCAAGGCGCAAUUCGUUAGGCAGGAGCUCCCAUGCAUGGAGCGAUAGAUCCUAGCACGUCCUCGGGCCUGUUUUUUAUUUCUGCUGGCCCGGGCCGUACGUGGAGUUAUAUAUACACACAUGCAGCCAGCCGGCCAUGCCAUAUUCACCAGACUACAACGAACAACCCUACCUAAGCUCUCUCUCUCUCUCUCUCUCUCUCUCUCUCUCUCUCCCGACGUACGCCGGGCCACGUGCCCCCUUCCUCCUCACCGCCGGUCGGCCAGACGGCCACAGAUCGUUUAGACCACGGCGUGCAAUCAGUGCAGUGGAGCGAGGAACCUGGAUGAUGGCGCCGGCGAACCACGGCAACGCAGCGAGGCGCAAGUCCUCCGUGUGGGACGACUUCCACCGCGUCAGCGUCUCGGGCGCCGCCGGAGCGUGCGCCAUGGCGACGUGCAACAGGUGCGGCAGCACUCUCCAGGCCAGCACAAAGAAGCACGGGACCUCGCACCUGCGGCGCCACGCCAACAGCAGCUGCUGCGCGAAGCGGGCCGCCGAACGAAACACCAAGUGGGCGGAUGAACUCCUGGUCGAGCCUGAGUUGGACUUCGCCGGCCGCCUCAUCAUCGAAGGAGUGGACGGGGAAGUGGAUACGGCGGCCGCCGCAGAUGAUGGACGUCUUUCCCCCAACGUCAUUCCAGAUGCACUGCCCCAGGCACCGGCUUCGUCGUCCACGCGCUUCUUCCAGAAGAAAAGAGAGAGGUCUGCCAAGUUGGCUUCGCACGAAGGAGAGACGACAGGCGACGACGACCAUUCUUCUCGUGCAAAGGACUGGAUGCCGACCGUCGUCGACGACAAUUUCCUGCUUGGCAUGGAUUUUACUUUGGAAGAUUGGGAGUGAUCCUACACAACUGUAUAUAUCGGUUCACCUAGAAUAUUAGCGUUACUUUGUUCAAUCAGUUUACCUUAAUUUGGUUCAUUCUUCACUCCGCACACGUAGAUCUGUAGGGUGCACCAGCUAGAAGAACGGUGUAGGGUAAUUUCAUGUGUAAAACGAUACCAACAUUUGGACCAUAAAUAAUCACCCUCUUUUGUUUCCAA
Molecule: messenger RNA, 1512 nt
Organism: Triticum dicoccoides
Lineage: Eukaryota; Viridiplantae; Streptophyta; Magnoliopsida; Poales; Poaceae
Exons: 3
Coding region: 566-1312 (248 amino acids)
Biological process (GO): regulation of transcription by RNA polymerase II
Cellular component (GO): nucleus
Molecular function (GO): sequence-specific double-stranded DNA binding
Source: RefSeq, a predicted model, not a curated record